AUGGCAGUCAAUCACUUCAGAAACAAGCGCCAGGCGCACACCGUCAGCCGCUCCAGCUCCGACCAGACCUGGAACCCCUUCCGGCACGUCACUUGGGGCGGCGACAGGGCGGCGCGCGCAGAGACCUGGAGCGCUCGUAACCUCGAGCAUCAGCCCGUCGAGCCUUUGGCCCACGCCGCUACCGACCCGUCCCCGCCCAGAAUCGCCAUGCCCAGCGGCCUCGAAUCCACAAACCUCAUGCCCGACGCGUCCAAACAGCCCGGCGAGUAUGCCAGGUCCGGCAGCAGGGCCGGCAGCGAGGCCAAGUCGCCCUCGCACCGCUCCCUCAACGCCGCAGGCCUUCGCAACAGAAGGCCCGAGGACGAGAGCACCACGGCCGUCAACGGCUUGCCCGCCCAGGCCCACGACUCCGCCCCCGACGACACCGAGGAGAGAAAGUCGGGCGCGAGCGACAACAACGGCUUGAUCCGCCAUGUCCAGCCCAAGACGCCCUUUACCGUCGCUAACCAGCUCCAGAGGACCUUUCUCAGCUCGUGGAUCAACGUCCUCAUCAUUGCCGCCCCCGUCGGCAUCGCCCUCAACUACGUCCCCUCGGUCGGCCGCGUCGUCGUCUUCGUCGUCAACUUCGUCGCCAUCGUGCCCCUCGCCGCCAUGCUGAGCUUUGCCACCGAGGAGAUUGCCCUGCGCACCGGCGAGACCCUAGGCGGCCUGCUCAACGCCACGUUUGGAAACGCCGUCGAGCUCAUCGUUGCCGUCAUCGCCCUCAACGACAACAAGGUCGCCAUUGUCAAGACGUCCCUCAUCGGCUCCAUCCUCUCCAACUUGCUGCUCGUCAUGGGCUGCUGCUUCUUCUUUGGCGGCCUCCGCCGCCAAGAGCAGUUCUUCAACACUACCGUCGCCCAGACGGCCGCCUCGCUCCUCGCCCUCGCCGCCGCCUCCGUUAUCGUUCCCUCCGUCUUUGAUGCCGCCCAGGACACGGGCCCCGAUAAGGUCGCCGCCCUCUCCCGCGGCACCGCCGUCAUCCUCCUGCUCGUCUACGCCGCCUACCUGCUCUUCCAGCUCAAGACGCACCAGACCGUCUUCAGCGAGCAGGGCCAGAAGGUGCCCGCCAAACCUUGGAGCCGCGCCAGCCUCGGCUCUGGCGCCAUCCGCCAGGGCUUCGCCAUGCCCGGCUCCCUCAUGGGCCACGGCAUGCCCCAUCAGUCCGAGAACGAGCGGCUGUCGAGGAUGCUCAUGAACCCGCCGCGUCUAAACAAGGACGGCGAUGACGACGAUGACGAAGAGGAGCCGCAGCUGCACUUUAUCGUCGCCCUCGCCACCCUCGCCGGCUCCACCGCCAUCAUCGCCCUCUGCGCCGAGUACAUGGUCGACUCCAUCGACUCCGUCACCCACGACGGCCCGCUCUCGGUCGAGUUCGUCGGCCUCAUUCUCCUGCCCAUUGUGGGCAACGCCGCCGAGCACGCGACGGCCGUCACCGUUGCCAUCAAGGACAAGAUGGACCUUGCUAUUGGCGUCGCCGUCGGCUCUAGCAUGCAGGUCGCGCUGUUUCUGAUUCCCCUGCUCGUCGUCAUCGGAUGGGGCAAGGGCAACGACCAAAUGAACCUCAGCUUCGACUUCUUCCAGGUCGCCGUCAUGUUUGUCGCCGUCCUCUUGACCAACUACCUCAUUGGCGAUGGCAAGAGCCAUUGGCUCGAGGGCUUCCUCCUCAUCUGCUUGUACGCCAUUAUUGCCGUCUGCUCCUUCUAUUAUCCCGACUCAGCCACCAACGAGCAACAGAGCAGCUCUGGGUAA
This is a messenger RNA of Hirsutella rhossiliensis, 1791 nucleotides long. RefSeq names its product sodium/calcium exchanger protein. Bases 1 to 1791 code for a protein of 596 amino acids. The transcript has 2 exons. The record is from RefSeq and is a predicted model, not a curated record. Gene Ontology annotation, molecular function: calcium:proton antiporter activity. Lineage: Eukaryota; Fungi; Ascomycota; Sordariomycetes; Hypocreales; Ophiocordycipitaceae. Gene Ontology annotation, biological process: intracellular calcium ion homeostasis; calcium ion transmembrane transport. Gene Ontology annotation, cellular component: fungal-type vacuole membrane.